UUAUUAUUUGGCUAAGUAUUGUUCACACCUAAUCCAUUCCUAUAAAAUCGAAGGCUUCAUACAUACUUCCUAUUUCCAGCGUGUAGUGGACAGGAAGACGGGGCAACCCUUACUUAUUGAACAUUGUUAUUGAAUAGAAUAAACCUAGUCGUAAGCAGUAAUUAAAACGGAUUUUUGCAGAAAUGCCGGCCUCUGCCUCGGAAUCAACUUCUCCGCCUGGGGGUGGUGACGGUAAUCUUGUGCUUUGCAUGGUAUGCGCUGCCCCCUUCCAGAGUAUGCAGGAUUGCCUUGCCCACGAGCUGCUCAAGCAUGCCAGCAAGCCCCAGAAGCAACUGCGACAGCGAUUGAACGCCAUUACCAGGAUAUUUAACAGCGCACAAAGCCAAUCCGAACGCCAUGAGCUGCGGGAGGCUCUCGAAAAGUGCGGGCACUUGCGCACCGUAUUGAAUUUCUUUGCUAUUGAUCUCGAAAAGAUGAAAACCUGCUUCGGGCACGUCCGCAACUGCAUAGAGAAGGAGAUGAAGGGCAAGGUUAGGGUGUUCCCCUUUGGUUCACUGGUUACUGGUUUAGCAUUGAAGGAGAGCGACAUCGAUUUGUUUCUGGAGCCCAACGGCAACCAGCCACCAUUGUUCCAUAAGCAGCUAUACAACAAGACCUCACACUUUUUACGAAGAUCCAAAUGCUUUACAGAUGUCUUCACCAUUCGUCAUGCCAGCGUGCCCAUCAUUAGAUGUAAGCAUCAGCUCACCGGACUCAACAUAGACAUCAAUAUGUCAAAGCCGAAUGGCACAUAUAACUCCCGAUUUGUGGGCGAACUUAUGUUACGCAAUGAGCGGAUACGCGAGCUCAGCCUGUUUCUGAAAAUCUGGGCCAAGAAGCUAAAAUUGAUUAGCCAUGGCGGCAUGACAAGCUAUUGCUUAAUAUCCUUGAUCAUCGUAAACUUGCAAGUGAAUCGAAUAGUUCCAUCCGUCAAACAGCUCCAGUCACUCUGUCCACCGGUUAUUUUGUCGGGCGUUAACUUUGCCUACAACCUGGACCUAACGCCGCCGAUUACAGAACGGCUCACCACGCUGGAUUUACUUAAAAACUUCUUCAUAUACUACAGCACUGUCAACUUUGACAAAAGUUUAUUGAGUCCGUUUCUGGGCGGCUGUGUGGACAAGGAGACAACACUGGGCAUACCGGGAGGAUUUCCCGAGUACGAUGAGCAACAGAAGCUCGUGCAGUAUGCAACAGGUGCGCCGCCAGACGCUUUCCAGCUGGAUAGAGCCAUGCUCGUACAGGAUCCCUUCGAGCUGAACCGCAACGUGGCCAAAUCUGUGUCCAUUUCAAAUUUAUUUUACUUUAGACAAUGCCUAGUCCUGGCAGCUCAAGCAUGCAGCGAUCAGGAACUAACUUCGCAACCAGAGAAGCUAUACGACUACCUAUUAUUUGGCCUGGCGGAUAAGUUAGUAGCCGACAAAUUAGUGGCAGACAAAAGAUCAGAGAAGGCUAUUCCGCGAAAGCAACAAAAAAUGGAAAACGUCGAUGGGCAACCGCCAGUCGUCGAAGAGACACAAGAAACAAAAGUCGGCGAAGUCGGGGUGUAUAGAACGCCGCCCUUAGAGCGAUCACACGUCAUCACGCCCACCACAAACGAUCUAAAAUGCCUGCGCUCCGUUGUGCUGACCAACAAAACGGAGAAUGGUGAGAGCAUAUACUAUUACUGGUUGGUCUGCUAUGUGGACACCAUUAAGGAUGUGCUAACCCAACUGUAUGCUUUGAAAGUUGAACUUAAGGAAUCGGAGGAGCCGAAACACUACAAGUGGCUAAUCAGCAUUUCUUACGACACUUGGACAGGACGCACUUUCCAGCGCGGCGCCGGUCAAUCUUUCUUCGCCCACCAGUUGCAGCAGACGAUUGAGUUUACGAAGACGAGAAUGGGAAAUCCGCAGUACGCAGUCAAUUUGCGCGGCUAUUUCUCGCUGCAGGCCAGGGAGGAUUACAAGGAGUUGCGCCUGGAUGUGCAGCCUCUUCAAGGAGAUCUCCUCGGGCUGCAGCGCAAUAGUCCGCUAACAAGGCUUUUUAAAGCGUUUAAGAAUCUCCUGGGCAACUAUAGUUUCAAAGAGAAGGCCAGCACCUGGAAGUUUUGCGCCACGUCUGACCAAAUCUGACAAUAUCACCAUGUCUAAGAUGGUUUAUUUACAUACUGUUCGAAUUCAAUGCCAAAUUGAAAACACACACUUUACAUACAUUAAUUUAUUUGAAUUUACAAUAUCACUAUAGACUAAACUAAUACCUUAAAUUAUAAGUGUAACGACUAAUCAUA
Drosophila mauritiana is the source of this 2308-nucleotide messenger RNA. Its product is annotated as terminal uridylyltransferase cid1-like. Gene Ontology annotation, molecular function: RNA uridylyltransferase activity. The transcript is spliced from 2 exons. The record is from RefSeq and is a predicted model, not a curated record. Bases 183 to 2153 code for a protein of 656 amino acids. Lineage: Eukaryota; Metazoa; Arthropoda; Insecta; Diptera; Drosophilidae.